Astyanax mexicanus (Mexican tetra) is the source of this 3611-nucleotide messenger RNA. It is a transcript of the gene mrasb, whose product is annotated as muscle RAS oncogene homolog b. The coding region runs from base 162 to 788 and encodes 208 amino acids. Gene Ontology annotation, cellular component: plasma membrane. Gene Ontology annotation, molecular function: GTPase activity; GTP binding; GDP binding. Gene Ontology annotation, biological process: signal transduction. The record is from RefSeq and is a predicted model, not a curated record. NCBI's taxonomy places the organism in Eukaryota, Metazoa, Chordata, Actinopteri, Characiformes, Acestrorhamphidae. The transcript is spliced from 6 exons.
UUGAGCAGAUGAAGCUGCUGUGUGGAAGCGACAGUGCUGCUGAAGGGUGGAAUAAACACACACAGCUCGGUUGCUUUGCAUUUCCACUGUAAUGUCGGCUGCUUCCUGCGCGCAGAGGGACUUUCUGAAUCGUCUCCUCGCUGAACGGUGUAGCAGUCUCCAUGGCGACCAGCGCUGUUCCCGGGGACAACCUGCCCACCUAUAAGUUGGUGGUGGUGGGGGAUGGAGGCGUGGGCAAGAGUGCGCUCACCAUCCAGUUCUUUCAGAAGAUCUUCGUCCCAGACUACGAUCCCACAAUCGAGGACUCCUACCUCAAGCACACUGAGAUAGAUGGACAGUGGGCUAUUCUGGAUGUUCUGGAUACAGCAGGUCAAGAGGAGUUCAGUGCCAUGAGGGAACAGUACAUGCGGACUGGAGACGGCUUCCUCAUUGUCUUUUCAGUGACGGACAAAGCCAGCUUUGAGCAUGUGGACCGCUUUCAUCAGCUCAUCCUCAGAGUUAAAGAUAGGGAGUCGUUCCCCAUGGUCCUUGUCGCUAAUAAAGUAGAUCUGGUGCAUUUGAGGAAAAUCACGAGUGAACUGGGGAGAGAGAUGGCGAUGAAGCACAGUAUCACAUAUAUAGAAACAAGUGCAAAGGAUCCACCUAUGAAUGUUGACAAAGCAUUCCACGAGCUUGUGAGAGUGAUUCGGCAACAGAUUCCAGAGAGGGCGCAAAAGAAGAAGAAGAAAACAAAAUGGCGGGCAGACCGACCGUCAGGCUCGGCUCGACUUCAUUGUGUCCUACUCUGACUGUUUCUGUCUCUCUCCGGGGCACGUCAAAAACGCGAUGAUGGCUCGGACUGUUAAAACACACGUAAAACAUACAUACAUACACACACACACACACACAUAAACACACACACACACACACACACACACACACAUACAUACACACAUACACAUAAACAUGCACUGCCCCUCUGAUGUAAUACUACUGCACACAGGUUAAAAUACUAUAUAGCAGGGUUCUGGCCAGUUUCACUUUAGUCCAGCCAAUUCAGGAGACGAAUUCUUUUGAACUGUUUAGGUGAGUUCUACUUAACAAGCCUUGCUCUCACUGUCCAGUCAGUGUUGUGAGUGGUUAUAAAGUGUUCUAAAGGUCCAGUUGGUCCUUUCUUCUCUUGAAAAAACGUGUAUGAUGUUUUGUUCGUUUGCCAGUCGUCUAAUCUCUUAAACUGGCUGUUGAAUCCUUGGAAGAGGACAGUCCAGGAAACAAGCGCUGUUCGACUGCUGGCUCUCUCAGAGAACAACUAAAAGACAUUCCUAACGAGGCCUUGUUUUUGUACGCGUUUGUACCUCACGUCCGUCCCGUUAUUGUAAAGUAAUCCUUCAACAGCACAAGGAUUUGUUCGUGCGGAAUGUCGGAGCUUCUGCCUUUUGUGUGGAGAAGCGUAGAGACUUGUACUGGAAAAAAUCAGAAAGAUAAACACAUGGACUUGUUAUACAUACAGUACAUACAGAGGCAGAGUGACCAUCUCCAUUCAUUCCAAAAGCACUCAGCUGCUCUGGAGUGCAGCUUUCUGCAGAUGUCUCUGCUCUGUUCAAAGCCAUCUUGCUGAUUUCACUCUGAACUCAAUGGUCAUGGAGUUUACGUUAAUGGAGCUGUUGGAAAGUUGUUCCACACUUGGGAAUGCUUGGGAACCAAAUUACAAGUACCAGGCAGUUAGUCUUGGCUGAAAGACAAUGGUAUUGCCUUGCGUUAGCCUCAGCCAGCAGGGGAAUCAUUUAGCUACAAGCUAAAUAGCUAUUAUUCGCUGCUCAAAUCCACGUAAUGCAUGUCAGAAAUAACGACACAACAUCCAACUCAGUAUUCACUUUGCUAAAAAAAACAAAAAACAAAACAAUACAAGAAACGCUAGCUGUAGUCAACCAUUUGUAUUAAUAGCUUCUAAGGGAGGAAUAAAUGGAGGGGGAAAAAUGAUUCUGGUUGCACAGAUAGCUUUUUAUCAUCACUGACAAAUUAAAGGAACUUCAGAAUUCAGUCUUAAAUCAUCAAAACUAGCUAGAAUUUCAUUGUAUUUUAUAUAAAUAUCUGACACUUCUAUUGAGACAUCUGUUAAUUUUUUUUUUUUUUUUAAUCAACUGUAUUAAAGGAAAACUCCGUUGUAAAAUAGAUAUUGGGUGUAUUAAAAUAUGAUAAAAAGUACUUACCUCUGUUGAAUAGCCCACCUCCGCUCUCCCGCAGCUUUCUGAGAUCCAGUAUUUUGUGCACUUUGCCCAAACAGGCUUUAAAAUGAGUGAGACGGGGCAUAAUAUGCAUCAUAUCUGCCCCUGCAGAUAAAUCGCUUUUUCCACCGUUAUUCAGGCUCAAAGUAGCUCCACACUUCAUUGGUAGAAUAUGGAAAGCCCUGACAUUUAAAAUGAGACAUUUAGAACUUUAAAACUGCACAAGAAGUUUAUUAAAAAGGCACUGUGUACAUCCCAUAGCAUAGGCCAAUUGUGCUCUCAUGUUCCAAAUGUGCUCCAAAUUUGGUUGAUGAACAAACUGCUAAUGACACAUUGACUAGAAUACGUUCAUUCAUGAUUAAACUGUCCCAUAAAGGCAUGUUUUGACAACCUAUUUUGCAUGGAAUUAAUACAGCUUAUCUUUUCAAAAACGGAAUACUGACUGACUUAUACACUUUCCUUGACCUGAGGCAGGACCAACUCUCUCUUUCUAGUUUCAUUAUUCACAAAUAGACCCAUCAUAGGUCAGUUUCUCAGACAGGGAUUAGGCCUAGUUAUAGACUAUAUUUUGACUUCAAUAAUAAUAAAAAAAAAAUUAAAAUGCUGUAUAGUCCAAGACUAGAAUUUAAUCCCUGCCUCUAUGUUCAUAUUUAAUAUUUUACAUUCCAUAUCUAAUAUUCUCAAAAAGGUGUCCAGAUGAAACUGCAUUGAGCGUUUAAUAAGUAUCCCAUCGAAAGAAGCAGUGUAACACAGAUACCUUGUCAUUGCACAAGAACCUUACAGUUUUCUUUCUUACAAAAAGGAAAAUAAUUCACCGAUCAAGAACCUUGAUGUAUUUUAGUUUGUCUUAUAAGCAUCGUCACUUUAUGUUGGCUUGUAAAACUGUUUAAAAUUGUCUCUUGUGUUGACUAUGAAAAAAAGCCUUUUUUUCAAGUGUUUGAAUGUAAAAUUUGCUGAUUUAACCGCGUUUUGCUGUUCAAGCCGGAAGCGCUUAUCAUUACAGCGGUCGUUUCCUUUGUGAAGUUUACUGUACGUGAUGUGAGUGUAUACUGUUCUCUUCUAUUCUGCUCCAGGGACACAUUUUAUGUUGGGAAUAUUUUUGCUUAUUUCCCCCCGACUUUUAAAGUUUGAGGACAGAAUGUCAAUGCGCUGUAUUUGCAACCUCAUUAGAAAGUGCAAGAAAGAAAUGUGGCAUAUAGUUUGAAGUGGCAAUCGUUUUGCUACUGUUUUUGUAAAGUAAUUUAUUCUUAAUAAUUAUUUGUGUUCUGUUAUCAUAUUUGUAUUGCAAGUAUUAACUCCAACGUGGGCUAAGAAUUACUCCAAGAAAGAAGGGAAUUUUUGCAAAAGAAAUGUGAGAAUUUCUAAAACUAUAAAAUAAAAAAUAAAAAGGCUUUGUGAAAAGCUGCA